AUGUCGUCGAUAAUUUAUGACCCAUUUGUGGUUAACAGUUUGCCAAGGCUACCUCCAAAGACAGACGUUUUCAAAUCUUGUGUCUCAUCUCAAAUAAAGGAUGCAAAUUCAAAUAGUUUUGAUGUUGCAAUAAGUGGUUCAUACCUUGCAACGUUUAUAACUCGCCCAUCACCUAAAAUGAUCUGGUCCUAUGCUUUAUCUCCACAGACCAUAGUCACGUCAAUGGAUUCGUUUGAUUUCGAAGAAAUCAGUGAUAAUCAAAAGUUUCAACAUAAUCAUCAGGUAACAGAUGGUAAAAUAUUUGCAGUUGGUAUCAACGAAAGGAAAGCUAACAAACUGAGGUUUAUCUCUUAUGGGACUGAGGAAAAGAAGUCCAGUAGUCUCGAUGAUGAAAAUCAAAGUAGUUCCUUGUCUACAGUUAAUGAAGAAGACAAACAAUCAAAUGAAAUGGAGCAUAUAAAAGAGGUCAAAGAUAGAUCAAUCAACGUAGAUGAUAAAAUUGCUGGCUUGAAAUUCUCCAAGAACUCGAAGUACGUCUAUUCAGUAUCUUCAAAUGGUACAAUUUCGGUUUACAAAUUCUCAGUUGACAGUGGUGACGAUGAGAAUCCUAUAUUUAAAAGAAAAGCCGAAUCUUCUAGAAACAAGGCAUCUGUCAUAUUUCAUCAAUUUAUUAAACCUGAAGAAUUGAAGGUUAACUCACGCAAUGAUAAAAUCGACUAUUUGUUGAUUACAGCAGAGAAAACUGAAUCUCAGAGUUCAAUUGAUGUAUCUGUCUUUUCAAUUAACGAUGACGAAAUCUUAGAAAUCUCAAAAUCUACAAUCGACUCAUUAAAUGAUGUUAACAAUAUCCACAUUACCUAUGAUAUAUCUGGGAAAUUGAUUAUUCUUGAAAAUGAACCAAAAUUGACUAUCAAAGCAUAUGAUUUGCCGUUUGUAAAUAAUGGACAUAGAAUCGAAAUUGGCGGCGUUUUCAAACAUGAACGGAAAGAUUCUCCAACUUCGGUUGCAUGUGCAUCGAGUAAUCGGAUUCUAGUUACCAAGGGUAGUACUGUUGCGUUGAUAGACAUCCAAUAUGAAGCGCUCUUGUCAUCUUUAGAUUUAUACUCUAGAUCUAAAGACACAGAUAAUUUGAAACCCCCUAGGGAUGCGGUUCUUCUAAAUGUUCCAAGCGUUAAUGGUAAUACACUCAAAUCUAAGAAAACGUUUGCCUUAUUAAUAUUGAAAAAUACAAAAGAAAAUUACUCUCAAAUUCAACAUGUCUCCAUAGAUGUUGGUUUAGGUAAACUAAGAGACGCACUAGUUUCUUUGCCAAGCGUCGACGAUUCUCAAUCCGACCAAUUUACUAGUUUCACCAGCUACUUCACCAAACAAGAUCAGCAGCAUAGUGGUGUCAACAAAUCGGAGGCUGAGAAAUUAAAUUCUCAAAUCAAUCAAUCUAACGAUGAAUUGGGUGAGGUAUACUCUAAACUAGUUGAAAUCAAGAACUCAGGUGACGUGAGGUUGCUUGAGAAUAGCAUCGUCUCAUAUCUAAAGAAUAAACCAUUUGGGGAAUUGUUUGAAGAUGGUGAGUUUAAAGCUUAUGAGUAUGAAAAGGAUAGAUUUGUUGACCCUAAGUUUUUCACACAAUUAACGUUGCUUUUGUUUGAGCAUGACAUAAAGACCGACACAAUAACAUUGGACGUAUCUAAUGAAGACUCAAUACCGGAAUACGGAUUAACGUAUAUUCUCACACAUCCCCUCUUUCCGAUAAAAUAUUCACACGGUUUAUUAAGAUUAUUAGAGCCUCUUCCAAGAUUACAAAGACAGGCCAUUGUUACAUGCGCCAAUAUUCCUUGUGGGGAUUUCAUAAUGGAACUAAGCAGCUGUGAAAAUGAUGAGAUCUUUAAAGACAUCAUGACGAGAUUGAACGACGAGUUUUCAGGGGAGGAGAUUACCAAGGAAACCAUGAAGAUUAUGAGACAACAAUCCCACGUUGGCAAGAAGGACUCCUUUAAUUUGGAUAGGAUCAUCAACAAGAUUAUCAAAUUGAACUUCGGAUUUGAAGUCUUGAAUUCAUUUAUAGAUUCCAAUGGCUUAAUAUUGAGUUUACAUUAUUCAAAUGAUGACCACCAAUUGUCUAAAUUGAUAAAGCAAACACAAUUGAAGGUGGACUCUUUAAUUGAGGAUACACAACUAUUGACACUGGUGAACCAAUGUCUGACUAAUGCAGAAGCGUCGAAACAAGGUAAGGCCUCUAAAUCCUCAAAGAAAUACAAAAGAAAGGAUAAAAAGAAGUCUGAAGCCCAUGAAAACGGCGAGCAGAGUAUAGAAGUUGGCCUAAGCAAGCUGGACAUGAUACUCAAAGUUGGAACAGAAAGUCAAGGCUCUAAGAAAAAGACCAGAUCUUCCACUUAUACCAUUGAUAGGCUUGUGAUCUGA
Molecule: messenger RNA, 2418 nt
Organism: Pichia kudriavzevii
Lineage: Eukaryota; Fungi; Ascomycota; Pichiomycetes; Pichiales; Pichiaceae
Exons: 1
Coding region: 1-2418 (805 amino acids)
Source: RefSeq, a predicted model, not a curated record